Molecule: messenger RNA, 3015 nt
Organism: Salvia hispanica
Lineage: Eukaryota; Viridiplantae; Streptophyta; Magnoliopsida; Lamiales; Lamiaceae
Gene: RHD2
Product: NADPH/respiratory burst oxidase protein D
Cellular component (GO): plasma membrane
Molecular function (GO): peroxidase activity; calcium ion binding; NAD(P)H oxidase H2O2-forming activity
Source: RefSeq, a predicted model, not a curated record
CUCAUUCUCAUUUUCUUCUAAAGUGGUUAGAAGACUUAGUCAUAAGGGAGAUUUUUUUAUAGUUGGAAGAAUCUCUCUUUUUUCUGCAUAUAUUUUCAUAUCCAUUUUUCCAAUUUAUAUACCUCAAAAAGCUCUAAUUUUGUACUACAAGAACUAGUUGUUCAUAAUCAUUCAUAACCCAUUUUACAACUUAUUGUUGUAUAGUUUGACAUGUACAAAUCCCAAAUGCAAAAUUCGGAAAAUAACCAAAGCCACCACCAUCACCACCACCGCCACUCCGACACUGAAAUUGUCGGGAGCAGCGACAAAGCCUCUUUCAGCGGCCCGCUGAAGAGGCCGGGCGGGGGAAGGAAAAGCGCCCGAUUCAACAUCCCGGGAGACUCCCCCGCCGCGGCCAACUCCGGCGAUGACUACGUGGAGAUCACGCUCGACGUCCGGGAGGACUCGGUGGCGGUGCACAGCGUGAAGGCGGCGGGCGGCGGCGAGGUGGAGGAUCCGGAGCUGGCUCUGCUGGCCCGGGGCCUGGAGAAGCGGUCCUCAUUCGGGUCCUCCGUCGUCCGAAACGCCUCGUCGAGAAUCCGGCAGGUCUCGCACGAGCUCAAGCGCCUCGCCUCCCUGACGCGCCGCCCCCAGCCGCCGGGGAGGUUCGACCGGACCAAGUCGGCCGCCGCGCAUGCUCUUAAAGGCCUCAAGUUCAUCAGCAAGACCGACGGCGCCGCCGCCUGGGCAGGCGUGGAGAAGCGCUUCGACGAUAUCACCAAAGACACCAACGGCUUGCUCCCCCGCGCCCGCUUUGGCGAAUGCAUCGGCAUGAACAGGGAGAAGGAGUCCAGCGAUUUCGCCGGCGAGCUCUUCGACGCGCUAGCGCGGCGGAGGAACAUCACCGGCGGGUGUAUCAACAAGGGGCAGCUGAGGGAAUUCUGGGACCAAGUUGCUGAUCAAAGCUUCGAUACGCGCCUUCAAACCUUCUUCGACAUGGUUGAUAAAGAUGCUGAUGGCAGAAUCACAGAGGAGGAAGUCAGAGAGAUUAUAACAAUAAGUGCCUCGGCAAAUAAGCUGUCGAAUAUUCAGAAGCAAGCGGAUGAAUAUGCAAGAUUGAUUAUGGAAGAAUUGGACCCUAACGAGAUGGGAUAUAUCAUGAUUGAGAAUUUGGAGAUGCUGCUGCUGCAAGGGCCGAGCCAAUCGGUUCGAGGCGAGCGCGAGAGCCGGAAUCUGAGCAAGAUGUUGAGUGAGAAACUGAAGGCAAAUGAAGAGAUUGCCAUAAAGAGGUGGUACAGAGAUGGUCGUUACUUUUUGGUUGAUAAUUGGCAGAGAGUUUGGGUGAUGGUUUUGUGGAUUGGAGUCAUGGCUGUUCUCUUCACUUGGAAAUACAUCCAAUACAAGAAUAGAGAGGCUUUCGAGGUGAUGGGCCACUGCGUCUGCAUGGCCAAGGGCGCCGCUGAGACUCUCAAGCUCAACAUGGCUCUCAUUCUCCUCCCCGUUUGUCGAAACACCAUCACCUGGCUCCGCAACAAGACCAGGCUCGGUGCCGCCGUCCCCUUUGACGACAAUCUCAACUUUCACAAGAUUAUUGCGAUCGCGAUUGCAAUGGGAGUGGGAAUACAUGGGAUAAGCCAUCUGGCGUGUGAUUUUCCCCGUCUCUUGAGCGCGACACCCGAUGAGUACGAGGACAUGGAGAAGUUCUUUGGGGAGCAGGCGACGAGCUAUUGGGUCUUCGUCAAAGGGUGGGAAGGUGUGACCGGAAUUGUGAUGGUUGUGCUAAUGGCAAUAGCCUUCACACUUGCUUCGCCGUGGUUUAGGAGAGGGAAAAUUAAUCUACCAAAGCCUUUGAAUAAGCUCACCGGGUUCAACGCCUUUUGGUAUUCCCAUCAUCUAUUUGUGAUUGUAUACGCUUGCCUCAUUAUUCACGGCAUCAAGCUCUACUUGACCAAAGAAUGGUACAAGAAAACGACGUGGAUGUAUUUGGCUGUUCCGCUUACUCUCUAUGCCUGCGAAAGAUUGAUUAGGGCAUUUAGGUCGAGCAUCAAGGCCGUCAAGAUCUUGAAGGUGGCUGUGUACCCCGGGAAUGUGCUAACGCUUCACAUGUCUAAGCCGCAAGGAUUUAAAUACAAAAGUGGGCAAUACAUUUUCGUCAAUUGUGCAGCUGUUUCUCCAUUCGAGUGGCACCCAUUUUCCAUUACCUCAGCACCCAGAGACGAUUAUGUGAGUGUUCACAUCCGAACACUUGGUGAUUGGACCAGGCAAUUGAAAGAAGUCUUUUCUAAGGCUUGUCAGCCUCCGCCCACAGGAAAAAGUGGACUACUUCGUGCUGACUAUUUGCAAGGAGAGAGUAAUUCCAACUUUCCUAUAAAAGUCUUGAUCGAUGGUCCGUACGGUGCACCAACUCAAGACUACAAGAGCUACGACGUUGUGUUGCUGGUCGGGCUAGGUAUAGGCGCGACGCCCAUGAUUAGUGUUGUCAAGGACAUCGUCAACAACAUGAAAGCAAUGGACAUGGAGGAGAAUGCAUUGGAGGAAGGAAGCGCGGGCCCCAGCCCUCUCACGACGCCCAGGCAAAGUGCGGGCUCAGGGAGCGGGCGCCAUAGCUUCAAGACCCGAAGGGCGUACUUCUACUGGGUGACGCGCGAGCAGGGAUCCUUCGAUUGGUUCAAGGGUGUGAUGAACGAGGUGGGCGAGAUGGAUCACAAGGGCGUGAUCGAGAUGCACAACUACUGCACAAGUGUCUAUGAGGAGGGAGACGCGCGCUCUGCCCUCAUCACCAUGUUGCAAUCCCUCAACCACGCCAAGAACGGAGUCGACGUCGUGUCAGGCACGCGCGUCAAGUCCCACUUCGCCAAGCCUAACUGGCGCACCGUGUACAAGCGCAUCGCGCUCAAUCAUCCUAAUAGUAGAGUCGGGGUGUUUUACUGUGGGGCACCACCACCAGUGAAGGAGCUAAGACAACUGGCUUCUGAUUUCUCUCACAAGACCAACACCAAAUUUGAAUUCCACAAAGAGAACUUUUGAAUAAUUUCU